Messenger RNA from Parnassius mnemosyne (clouded apollo), 906 nucleotides. The record is from the annotation of a GenBank genome assembly. NCBI's taxonomy places the organism in Eukaryota, Metazoa, Arthropoda, Insecta, Lepidoptera, Papilionidae.
GCCAUCUUGAGCAUAUGAUCAUUGUAGUGAACCUCGUGAAAAAUCUGUAUUAAAUUUAGUAUAACUUUCCUAAUUAUAUUAAAAGUAAAAGAUGGCACGUACCAAGCAGACUGCUCGUAAAUCCACAGGAGGUAAAGCACCUCGUAAACAGUUGGCCACCAAAGCGGCGCGAAAAUCAGCACCUAGCACUGGAGGCGUGAAGAAGCCCCAUCGUUAUCGCCCGGGUACUGUUGCUCUCCGAGAAAUUCGUCGUUAUCAGAAAUCUACCGAGUUGCUGAUCCGCAAACUGCCGUUUCAGCGACUUGUGAGAGAAAUUGCUCAAGAUUUCAAAACUGAUCUUCGUUUCCAGUCUGCUGCCAUAGGAGCUUUGCAGGAAGCCAGUGAGGCUUACCUUGUAGGUCUCUUUGAAGACACCAACCUGUGCGCGAUUCACGCGAAACGCGUCACAAUCAUGCCAAAAGACAUCCAACUGGCACGACGAAUCCGUGGUGAACGCGCUUAAGUUUAGCUUUAGUGUACCUUAUAAAUUAUUUGUAAUUCGAAUAGACAUAAAUUCUAUAACAUUUUUUUUAUUAUGUCUCACAUUUAAUUCAUUUAAGUAACAUCGUAAUCAUUAUUGUAAGGAGGCAGCAGAACUGAAUUUUUUAUAAAUAUGUUCUUAUUCUAUAAGUUUCUCGUCUUUGCAAGGGAUGCUGUUAGGUGCAAAAAAUGCAUUGUAGCUUACUACAGACCAGUAGCAGCAUUCGCUGCAUUGAUGUAGUCUUAUUUUAGUGACUCAUGGUUUAUCUAAGUAGUGUAAUGGGCAAUGUCGUUGACCAUGUCUGAGAAUAUUCUGUACUUUAAGUAAUUUUAUGCACUAAUGUAAAUGUGUAUUGAGAACUUGGUGUUAAUAAACAAUUAAAAUCU